GGCGGGGAGGCCGGGGUGUGGGAAGUGUGGCGGCCCCGCCCAGUGUCUUGGAACUGCCGAGGUCGCCACCGCUGCCGCCGCCGCAGCUGUGGGAGACUGGCGCGGUUACGCAGGCGAAAGGCGCUCUUUCCCUGCUGAAAGUACCCUCAGAAAAGCAACCAUCUCCCCAGCCCACCAUGGCGGACGAAAUUGAUUUCACUACUGGAGAUGCUGGGGCUUCCAGCACUUACCCUAUGCAGUGUUCGGCCCUGCGCAAAAACGGCUUCGUGGUGCUCAAAGGACGACCAUGCAAAAUAGUGGAGAUGUCAACUUCCAAAACUGGAAAGCACGGUCAUGCGAAGGUUCACCUUGUUGGAAUUGAUAUUUUCACGGGCAAAAAAUAUGAAGAUAUUUGCCCUUCUACUCACAACAUGGAUGUUCCAAAUAUUAAGAGAAAUGAUUAUCAACUGAUAUGCAUUCAGGAUGGUUACCUUUCCCUGCUGACAGAAACUGGUGAAGUUCGUGAGGAUCUUAAGCUGCCAGAAGGUGAACUAGGCAAAGAAAUAGAAGGAAAAUAUAAUGCAGGUGAAGAUGUACAGGUGUCUGUCAUGUGUGCAAUGAGUGAAGAAUGUGCUGUAGCCAUAAAGCCCUGCAAAUAAACGGGAACAUCAGGCAUGAGCAAAAUGUUUAGGUCUGGAUCAACUGCAGAUCUAAAGUUUGGUUCUAAGUUGUCACCAAAGCUAUGGCGUUCAUAAGCAACCUCAUUUCUUUUUUAAUUGUUUUGAAAUUGUGCUGAGUUAGUUUUGCAGGCAAUUCGUAAUUUAAAAAAAUGAUCAAGAUGUAUAAUUCUUUUUUUUAAAUUUUGUAGGUGUCUUUCCUAUAACUUUCCUGUGGUUUUCAGUAUGUAAGUCUAAGAAACAGACAAGAUAGCUUCAGCAGAUGUGAUUUGUCUGAGCAAAUCGUUCCUAAAUUUUAGUUAAAUGAUAAAUAAACCAGGGUUUUAAAUCAAACAAUGUAGCAUCUAGUGGUAUUGAAGCACCACAUUUAAGUUGAAUUGCUCUGCAUUAAUUUCGAACUUAAUAUCAUAGAAUAAGUAGAUUAUGGAUUGGAAUUGUCAGUUUCAGCAUGGGUGUGGCAAGUACAGAUCCUUAAACAAAAAUCAUGUUAUCAAAGAGUGCCAGUUAUCUUAGUAACCAUGUGCAGCCCACCUGUAUUACCUCAGUCAUUCUGUUCUUUGCCAAAUUGCUGGUAGACUUAAUAUAACCUAUAUUAUGGGGAUUUUAGUACUUUCUUGUGGUUGACAGAGGCAUUAAACUGUUUUGUGAUAGUUAGCAAGUCAUAUUGUAAGGAAGACACAAAGGACAGUGGCAAAGGAUGUUGGUUAAAACUAUAGGUUUUUAUUUGUGGCCUUUGUAUUCAACAUAAAAAUAGGAAGUUUCCAUUUGUGUUUUUGCCUUUAACUCUUGUUUUCUCUCUUUAUUAAAGGGAGUGACCUGCUUUACAGGAUACUAUGUAGCACUUUUUAUCAAUUAUGUUGAAUAAAUGUUGGUAUUUGUAGUAGUCACUCCUUUUCAGCCAUUUUUAAGUAGACUUUUUUCACAUCAAAAUAUUUGUUAGACAAAACUGGAAAUUCUUACUUUAAAUUGAUUUGGAACAUUUGUUAAAUUUAUGUAUAUUUUUUCUAACAUGAAAGUGAAUCAUAGAAGAAAAGUCACUUUAUGUGAUAAUUAUUAUUUAACUUAAGAAGUAUAUGUAUUUUAUCUGAUUGUCAUGUGACUUAAUUCAGUUACUGGUGUGAAAUAUAUCUAGGAAAGAAUUCUAUAAACAAUUAUUUUAAAAAGUAUUUUAGGUGAUUCUGCUACAUUUCUGUUUAGUCUUUUGGAUCAUAUAUCUAUAUUUCCAGAAUUCUAGGCAUUGUCACAGGGUUUGUGAGGACCUUUGACUCAAUACCAGUCAUUAUAUUGCAGUGAAACUUAGAACAAAAUCACCAUUUCAGUAAUAACUUCAUUCUCUAAGACUCAUUAUGAGACCUCUCCCAUCAUACUUUGACUUCUAAAAGGCCUUUGUACCUAUCAUCUAGAGGAAAAUAUGUAUGAUGCUGUAACUGGUCUACUCAGUGACUGGAAAUAGCAUUAGGAACAGAAGAUCCCAAAGUUUUAGUUACUUAGUUUGCACACACUUUUAAAUCUUGUAUUGGCCUCAGCAAACCCAUUUGGAGAAGAAGCAAGAUACUUUAAGGAAAUGCAAGAGGAAUUCUAAAGCACAAGAAAUAUUGAGGUUGUAGUUAAUCAUUUUUAGUGUAACAUUUUAGUUUUUCCCAUCCAAAGCACAGUUAGUAACUAGACUAAAUUCUUUCCAGUAUUCCAUUUAAGUAUCUACUACAUACUGCUCUAGUUUUUUAGUACUCUGUAAUAUGUAUCUUACUUGGGACUGGUUGGCAUUGUUACCCACAGGAGCUCCAAAAAGUUAUCAGUCUGUGUUACUUGCUGGUCAUUCAUAUGACCUCAGUUAACCACACUGAUGUUCUGGUUUAGUAUUAAUUCUGGAUUGGCAUGCCCUUGUUCUUCAUAAUUUGUCAAACUUCACAUAAAUAUAUUUUCAAUUGUGAGGUAAGUGUAUAUAAAUUAUAAUAAUGCAUCUGUACCUUCAUAUCUUGAAUGGCAAAAGCUAUUUAUGCUUAAAUAUUUCAUUUUAAUUACUAUAAUGAGUAUAAAUACUCUUCUGUCAUAUAAUUAAUUAUAAGUAUAGAUUUUAAAGAUAUGGGACUGUUUAUUUUCACAUAAGUCAGUACAUGUUUCUCUAGAACAAUAUAUUUCAUUUAGAAAAGCUUUAUAAAUUGUAUUAAAAGGAAGCAGGAAACAUAUUUUUUAACAGAACAGAAGUGACUUCAUUCUUUUUUGACAUCAGAAAUGUUAAAAGUUGAUUCCUAGUAUUUGUUGUACUUUUUUGUAGCAAAUGUGUUAAAUGUCAAAGUUACCAUAUAUAGAAUGUAGACUGUCACAUUGAUAGAUUAUACAGUGAUACCUUUUUGUCUGUAGGCAUUUCACCAAUUUAUAUACAAUAUUAUAGUAACAAGUGGAAUAUUUCUUUCUUUCUAGAACAACAUAUUUUAUUUCUACUGUGAAGACUUUGUUUUACCUUAUUUGCUACAAAGUUGUAUACCCUCUGAAAUAGAUCAAAUUAUUGCUACUUUGACUUAGCAUUUGCAUCAUAAACAUAAUUAUGAUGUUUCUUUUAUGCUCCCCUCCAAGGGCUGUCAGUCACUUGAAAUUAUUGCUAACCAAGCUCUUGAAUACGUUUCCAUUUAUGGUACAAAAUUCUGUACCAAUGCUUUAUAACAAUUAUCAGAACUCUCCUGCAGCCAGAGCAUGAAAUCUUUAAUAGGAGAUGCUGCAAUAAAAUGUUUAGGCUAUAAAAAUUGGGGACACAACUUUUCAUUAUAGCACAAUUAGUGUGCAUGUGCACACAUAGCUUUGUAUGUUUGUUCUUUUUACAACGUCAUUCCAACUCUUAAAAGUACUGUAGUCUGGUAGUGCCUCAAAUGUUGGUAACUGUUUUUUUUUUUUAAUUUACAGCUUUUCCAGAAUUUGUUUUUGUACUUUAAAGUUUCUCAAUUAGAUUAUUUCUAGUUGAACUGUAAUUUGAAUGCAUUGUUCUCAGGGCUCUUUGUGCUAAGUGCUGAAGUUUCAUUAUUUCAAAGCUAACUGCCUGAAAGUAUAUUACAAAUUUUUCCCAAAUUAUAAUAGAGUGAUACAUACAAACAAAAAUCCAUAAUAUCAACAUAUUUAAACCAUAUACUAAAUAUUCAAGAAAAAAAUGAGAACAUUAGUAACAUCUAUACUGGAAUCUUGCCAUAUUUUUUUUCAUUUUAGAAAAGAAUUUGGUAGUCUUAUCUUAGACCCUUAUCCUUAAUGAUAUAUCUGAAAGCAUUCCUUUGGCCCAGAACCCAGAGAUAGUUUUAGAGCCAAACUUUGAUGUGAUUCUCAAACAUAUUUAGGGACAACAGAACAAAAAUUCAUAGUACUUUUUUGGGUACACUAAAAUGUUUACAUAUUCUGGAAUACGAACUAGGAACAAAUUUAUUAUGAGAAAAUAUGGCUCUUAAGCAGAAAAUGUGUGAACUAUAAGCAUAUUUCCAUAAACAGUAUAUUAUAUUGAACUGGUCAACAGUUUAAAAUUUUCUGAUAUCAUCUAAGCAGAGUACUUUAUAGUUUUCAAGCCUUUUUUUU
Molecule: messenger RNA, 4208 nt
Organism: Globicephala melas (long-finned pilot whale)
Lineage: Eukaryota; Metazoa; Chordata; Mammalia; Artiodactyla; Delphinidae
Gene: EIF5A2
Product: eukaryotic translation initiation factor 5A2
Biological process (GO): positive regulation of translational elongation; translational elongation; positive regulation of translational termination
Molecular function (GO): ribosome binding; translation elongation factor activity; RNA binding
Source: RefSeq, a predicted model, not a curated record